This is a messenger RNA of Periconia digitata, 971 nucleotides long. The record is from the annotation of a GenBank genome assembly. NCBI's taxonomy places the organism in Eukaryota, Fungi, Ascomycota, Dothideomycetes, Pleosporales, Periconiaceae.
AUGAAAGCUUCCGGGUCUCUUCUACUGGCGCUGCUCUCAGUGAGUGCUUCUGCUCAUUACGUCUUCAACCACCUUGUCGUGGAUGGAGUCGAAACCGGCCCUUGGCAAUAUGUUCGUGACGUCGCUGCCGAAGCCAACACAGGCUACAACGACAACGAAAUGAUCGGCAAGGUCCGCCCCCAAGAAGACAUCAACAGUGAAGCUAUGGCUUGCGGACGACAGGCCUUCCGAACAACACAAUCUACCCAAACCGUAGAUUUGCAGCCUGGUACCGCGCUCGGUUUCAAUAUACAGCACGACUUUGACAGCCAGGGGAAUGGGUUCGAUAACAUCUUCCACAAUGGCCCUGCUCAGAUAUACCUUGCGCGCGCUCCCAACGACGAUCUUUCGACGUUCAAUGGCACGGAGGGGAAGUGGUUCAAGAUCGCGAGUAUUACGGCUGCUCAUGAUACUCGCCCUAACGCUGACUACUGGAUUACGUAUGGGAAAAACAGGGUCAACUUCACACUUCCCGAGGCCACUCCACCCGGAAAAUACCUCCUCCGUAUUGAGCACUUCAUGGCGCCUCAAUUCUACGUCAACUGCGCACAUGUCAACGUUCUUGGGAAUGGUGCCGGUGUCAUAACUGAUAGCGAUUACGCGACAUUCCCCGGCUCUUACAAGCUCGAAGACCCAGGUUCGUACCCAUAUCUUUCGAUUAUUUGGUCGCACCGAUGUUUCCCUGUAUCUUCUGGUUUCUUCUUUCUAACGGAGACAAUAGCUAUCACCCUGGAUUACAAAAUCUGGAACAAACCAGGCGCCUUGCUAAACUACGUUGGGCCCGGCCCAAAAGUCUGGGAUGGAUCCGGCUCUUCGAAAAGAGAGGUCGAAUUUAUAGCGUGAAAAUGCGCUGUAGAUGAAUGGCUAGUCAUGGAAGAUGGUGAACAUAUGAGCGGUUUGGCGGCGCCAACAUAAAUUUUGAAGAUUUCAUU